UUAGCUUAAUUUAGGUGUAGAUAAUAAAUUUGUGUACAUAGAACAUUGUGUAAAUAAAAAUGGGUGAAAACACCGGCGGGGGCCAGCCCCCCGGUGAUAAAGAACCGAAAGAACGGAAGAAACGAAAGUUGGCGACUCCGGACCUUAACACGAACUAUAAAAUGUUUGUUAAGCCUAAUUACAAGCGACAAUUCCCAGACAAUCACAGUGCAGAGUGCGUCGUGUAUGUAGAAUCGCAGGAAAAUGAUAAGUUAGGCAAUAGGAAUCCCAUUGCUCUGACUAAACUAUUCACGGACAAUGUUAAAGGAAUAGUCGGCGUGCAUCGAGUGAACGCGCAUAAAGUAGGCGUCACUUUUAAAAAACCUGCACCGGCCAAUAACUUUCUCAAAAUGGACAAUUUUUUGGGCAAACAUAAGUUAAAAGCGUUUGUACCAGCACACCUUACAGAGACGACCGGCGUGUUACGUUACGUGCCUAAGGAGAUGAGUAAUGAAGAGAUCUAUAAAAACAUUACCUGUGACACGGAAGUGAUCUCUGUUAAGAGAUUCAUGAGAAAAGUGGACGGCAAAUUGGUACCCAUAGGUACGAUUGCUGUUACUUUUGCGGCUACGACUUUGCCCCAAUAUGCAUACAUGCAAAUGUACAGAUACCCCAUACACAUGUAUAUACCACCACUGCUGCAAUGCUAUAAAUGUUUAAAGUUCAACCACUCAGCAAGAGUUUGUCGAGGCGAACAAAUGUGUUCAGCUUGUUCCGGACAGCAUUCAUAUAAAGAAUGUGAUGUAGACGAAAUCACCUGCAUUAAUUGCAAAGGCAAUCACUUGGCGAUCUCCAGAGAUUGCCCUGUGAAACAAAGGAAAAUGGAAGAAAAGAAAGCCAAGUAUGAAAACCUCGGCCGAAGUUUUGCCACUGUGGUGAGUAGUACUGCACCAUCAGUCCCUGUACCUACAACUAAUCCAAAAGUAUUUCCAACCAUAACCAAACCAAGUAAUACUGUAGGCGUAAGCCAAACUUCCCUGAAUAUUGAGCAACUACUGAAUGACGACACCAUCAUUAAUGCAUUAAUCAAAUCUUUGGUUAUGCUUGGGAAUGACAGAAGUGAUACUCCGAUUAAUAAUAUAAGAAUAAAAGAAAUACUCAAAGCAAAUUUAUUAAAUUAAAUCAUGGACACUUGUUUACAUCUAGCACAGUUUAACAUUCAAAGUUUGUUACAUAAGAAAGCCCUAUUAAAUACAUUUCUUGCAGAGCAACAGAUAGACAUUUGUUUAUUAAAUGAAACAUG
Messenger RNA from Cydia fagiglandana, 1282 nucleotides. RefSeq lists its product as uncharacterized. The transcript has a single exon. The record is from RefSeq and is a predicted model, not a curated record. Bases 60 to 1160 code for a protein of 366 amino acids. Lineage: Eukaryota; Metazoa; Arthropoda; Insecta; Lepidoptera; Tortricidae.